CUUGCGUCUUUUUGCAGCCAAAGCACCUACUGCCACUGUAUCUCUUAUCGCAUCAACAUAGCUUAGAAUUGCUGUCUCUCGCCAUGAGCCAGACACACGACAUCGAUAACGACGACUCGUUCUUCCCUUUUGACCUUUAUGAGCCACUUAAUGGUUCGCAUCGCCUCAAGGAGAGUGUGCAGGAGCCUCAACAUCCCCUUUCUGACUCGCACGACCACCCCCGUUCGCUCUCCUCCUUCUCGGCCCCAGUCCUUCCCCUUGACUGGUACUACAACAACAUUCCUACUCACGACGAGAUGGCGACAGAUGUGGCCUCUAGCCCCUCGAAAGGCAAAGGUGUUUCAAAGCCUUUGUACAUUCAGGGUCGCGAACCCGUCGACAUUCAGAUCGACGUCCUCCAAGCGGCCGGAUCGUCCUCUUCUGCAGGCAAUUUCAGCCUCGCUCACGCGUGGUCGGAGUCGUCCCCUUCCAUCGUUGACCCGUCCCAUAUACAGCUCGCACACUUCCACGACCCCGCGCUGAACAAUUCCCCCGAUUUACUCUGCGCGGACGAGCUCGAGAAUGUCGGCGAGUCCUCGGGUUUCUCAGCGAAGGGCAAGGGGCGUGAGCGGCCACCCGUGCUCCCGCCGCUCGUGUUCAUGUCCCCGUCGUUGGACUACGACGGCGCUGAAUGGCCCUCGUCGCUCAGCUCGGUCUCCAUGUCGCCCCAGACCGCAGGCCCGUCCUCGUACGGUUCUGGAUUUGCAUCGAUCGCCGAGUCCGAGUCCGGGCAGAGCGCUAGCAUCGGCCAUGAUGUCACGCCGCCCGUCUCGCCCGACGCCCCUGCGCACAUCCCGGCCCGCCGACGCUCGCUCUCGAACAUCUCGCUCCGCUCGACGCGCUCGCUGUCGGCGCUGUCCAUCAGCAAGGUCAAGGUCAAGCUCGCCGUGAGCAAGGGGCCGGGAAACAUCGCCCGUAAGCUCCUGUUCAGGAGGCGAGCUGAGACCGUGCCCAUUCCGACGACUUCCUCUACCACUGCGACUGCUCCGAAUGAGCAGACGACCGAUGCCGACCUUCAUGGCAGCAAUAGUUGUUUCAUGCCUUGGGCUCGCGACCUGAAGUCCUGUACGAGCCCACCUCAGGGCACUCUUAUUGACAUCGAUGUCGACCUCUCGAGCGGUAUGAUCCCUCCCGUCUCCCCGCUGUAUCGUCUUGGUCCGCCUUCCGGCUCUGCCGUUCUGCGCACGAAGGGUCGCUCGUACUCUUCUCCUUUCCCGCUGAUAUCCUCUCCUCUUGAUAUCGUGCCAACCACCCCUGCUGAGAUAUCACAGCCCAUCCCUGUCAUCGUUCCGAAUCACUUUGAUGAAUACCUACCCCGCGAGCUGAGGAUCCUCGUUCUGGCGAUGCUCGUCGACCUGCACGAAGCGGACCACCGCCGGCUUGUCUCUAGUGGCAAAUGGACGGCCAUCCGGGCUGGGCUUUCCCGAAAUAGGCAUGUCGGGGUAGAGAAGGGUGUCCGGGAACUCUUGAAGCUGAGCAGGGUUUCAAAGGCUUGGCAAAGCCUCGUCUACGACGGACAGCUCUGGGCUAGGCUGCCCAGGCUACCUCCUAGCGUCCUCGCGCGGCUGUGCGGGAGGGCAGGCGGCUUCGUCAAGCGCGUCGAGUUUACAGGCCUCGCCGACUUGUCAUCGGACGCGCUCGUCGAAAUAACAGACGGCUUGUGCAUCGAGCCCCUACAGUCCGCCGUCCUGGCGCAUACUCGUAUCACUACUAUCGACCUACAUGGCUGCACAGCUUUGACGACGCGCUCCUUGCACUAUCUCCUGAUCCGCUCUCCUGCUCUGCAAACGCUUAAUGUCAAGGGGCUGGCGGCGGUGAAUAACAGAACUUGCGCCAUCCUGUCUAUGCACUGCCGAAAUCUCGUCUCGCUUGACGCGAGCAGGUGCAGCAAUCUUGACGGCGAGGGUAUCAGCUACCUGGCCUCGUCGACAUUGGAACGCGGCGAACGCCUGCGUCUCAAGGUGCUCCGUCUCACUUGGCUGGCCCGUGUUACGGACGACAUGAUGCGCAAUUUAGGCCGCGCUGCACCGGACCUGGAAGUGCUGGAUCUCAGCUAUGCCGUACCGCUCCACAACUCAGCCGUCGAAGCCUUCGUCUCGUUGACAGAGGAGGAAGCAAAGGAACUCGAAGCAGUCCAGCUUACAGCACGCGAGGCUGGCCGGGAUCCUGCCGACCCCACCAGGUAUUGGCGACGGGUCACUCGUCUCCGACAUCUUGCGCUCUCGUCGUGCAUCCUGCUCACCGACCACGCGCUCUCGCACCUCGCGCACGCCGUCCCGAGGCUCGAGUUCCUCGAGCUCGCAGGGAUCGGCCCCGACCUCCGCGACGACGGUCUUGUGCGUCUUCUGGAUACGACCCCCUACAUCCGGAGAGUCGACCUCGAAGACGCGUCCGAGAUCACAGACGCGGUCCUCGCCGCUCUCACCCCGCGACAGGACGCCAGUGCCAACGUAAACGCAAACGCACCCGCCUCACUAUCGUCGCCCCUUUCCCGCGGUGCGCCGCAGCCCCCAGUACCGCAGCCAGGCCAUGCCCUCGAACACCUCGUUAUCUCGUACGCGGGCAACGUGACCAACGACGCGCUGCUCGCGCUCAUCCGGGGCUGCACGCGCCUGCGCGCCCUCGAGGCGGACAACACGCGCAUGAGCAGCGCGGUGGCGCGCGAGUUCGUGCGGCUCGCGCGCGAGCGCAAGCUUGUCGACCCCGCGCUCGUCGCGAUCGACUGCCGCGGGGUCGGGGAGUACGCCGUGAAGGAGCUCACGCCGCACACGCGGCCGCGGCGGGGCUGGCGCGCGUGGGAGGCGAAGAAGCUCGCGUACCUCGACGGGCGGGACGAGGAGGGGCUCGGCGUGGGCCAGGACGAAUGCGACGAGACGCGCGUCGUGCUGAAGACGUUCUACUCGUGGCAGACGGUGGAUGCCGUCCGCGCGGCGAGGGAGAAGAAGCGGAAGGCGGCGAAGCGGGCGGGGAACGGGUCGGGCAGCAGUGCGGGGACGGCGGAUGCUGCCGACUUUGCCUCCGGGAGGACGCGCUGGUGGGCCCCGAGCGGGCGACGCUCUGGGGCGGGCUCGCCGUUGUUAUCGGAAGGCCCGGAUGGGCGAGAUGGGUGUGCGAUCAUGUAAGUGAGAAGAUGCUUGCGCGAAGCGACAACAUGCAUCGUUGCAGCGGACCUGUUCUCUUCGUUCUUGGGUUUCACUGUUGUAUUUUAUUACACUCACUGACAGUCGCGACGACCUCGUAGACGUUAUAUGUAGAUUCGUCUCUCUCUCUCUCCACGGAUUGUACUAGUAUUCUGGGACGUGUUGUAUAUGUAAAUUGCAGAGAAUGAACGUCUCAAUGCUGUAGACUAGACAGGUGGACAGCAACGUGCACGCAUAAUCAGACGCAGACGACGUCUAGAGACAGGAAAUCGACAAGCUCAUGAAGCCUUCUUCGCCUUCCUUUUGGCUUUCUUUGCCGCAGAUUGAUCUUUCUUUGCAGAUUGAGAUGGACCUGUUUCACUUCUCGGUUCAUCUACGGCCAUAUCUUCGCCAGGUGUAGAUUGGGCUAUGGCCUUCUUUUUCUUCGACGAUUUCGUCGACUUCGUCUCGGGUGUGUCUCCGUAGCCAGCAAAAGGAUCCGGAGCAGGUCUCCUGCGUUUCUUGGCACCGGCAACCUCGCCGUCGGCCAUGCUCACAUCUUGUGCAUCUGUGGCCUUAGCCUUCCCCUUCGCCUUCGAGCUUAGUCGCGCAGGCCCGUCUGCACUCUCCGCAUUCUCAUCCUUGUCGUCGAUGAUCUCCAGCGUGUCCGCGUCUACAUCCUCGUCGCUCGAGCCACUCCCUUCGUCGAGCUGCUUCUGAUACUCGGCGCGUUCGAGCAUCUUGCUGGUCACCUUCCCUGGCGGGAUCUGCGCCCCUCGUGCUGGUGCCAAAGAGGCUGACGGGGACGGUGCAUUGCCGUUCUCGUCGAACCGGAUGUGCGUAUGUAAAGGGCGGGCGCUGCUGCGGCUGUCAGAUUGGACUUCGCCGGGGGUACGCUGCUCCUGGUCUUUGACUUGGGCAAUGGCGUGUUUGAUGAAGCGGUUCGCGGCUGCUUUGUCGACGGCGGUCUUCCGCUUCUCCGGGUCUUCGGCGUUCUUGAUCUUGUCGAAGUAUUGUCUCACGCGGUUGAGUUCUGCAGCUACUGGAUGAGACUUGGGGUCGAUGCCCCGGGUCUUCAGGUAGAUGAAUAUCAGGUCGUAUACCAAGUACGGCAGUGCGACAUUCAGCUUAACCUGUUGAAUGGUCUCCAAUGGAAGCAGAGACUCAGGUAGUGUCUGCGCGAGGAGAGGUUCGAGUUUGUCCUCGAGGUCGUCCAAGGAACUAUCCAGUGCGGCCAGUUUGGCCAUGAGCUUCUCAGAGCUGUCCCCCAUGUCGCGAGAGCCAGAUUCCGUUACAGCCUGUGAUCCCGUAGCCAGUAGUAGAAGCAGAAAAGCAAGAUAGCC
Messenger RNA from Dichomitus squalens LYAD-421 SS1, 4501 nucleotides. RefSeq names its product RNI-like protein. Lineage: Eukaryota; Fungi; Basidiomycota; Agaricomycetes; Polyporales; Polyporaceae. The transcript is spliced from 6 exons. The record is from RefSeq and is a predicted model, not a curated record. The coding region runs from base 84 to 3161 and encodes 1025 amino acids. Gene Ontology annotation, cellular component: SCF ubiquitin ligase complex. Gene Ontology annotation, biological process: SCF-dependent proteasomal ubiquitin-dependent protein catabolic process. Gene Ontology annotation, molecular function: protein binding.